Syzygium oleosum is the source of this 726-nucleotide messenger RNA. Its product is annotated as protein PLANT CADMIUM RESISTANCE 2-like. The coding region runs from base 1 to 603 and encodes 200 amino acids. The record is from RefSeq and is a predicted model, not a curated record. Lineage: Eukaryota; Viridiplantae; Streptophyta; Magnoliopsida; Myrtales; Myrtaceae. The transcript has 4 exons.
AUGAGCCAUGCAUAUCCGCCAAACGCAAUUUCGAACCAAAGCAACUCUCUUUCUCUCAAAAGGAUGGGUGCACCAGACGACCCAGAGGCUCGUCACGAGGCUGAUCCUUCCCAAGAGCCUUCGCAGCCGGCGGCGGCGGCGGCGGCGACUGGACUUCCGGUGGCUCCUCCGCCUCCGCAGUUCGACUAUGGCCCCUGGUCCACCGGCCUGUGGGACUGCUUCUCCGACUUCGAACGCUUUUGCAUUAGCUUCUGGUGUCCCUGCGUCACGUUCGGCCAGAUUUCGGAGAUCGUCGACAGAGGAACUUCCCCUUGUUUUAUAAAUGGCGCAAUCUACUUCCUCAAGUGUGCACGCUGCUAUGCCUUCGUCUACCGUCUAAAGAUGAGGAAGCAAUACAGGAUCGUCGGGAGCGCCGUCGAGGACUUUGCCGUCCAUUGCUGCUGCGAGGCGUGCGCUCUCACCCAAGAGUAUCGCGAGCUCCAGAACCGCGGAUUCAACCCGUCCCUCGGUUGGGUUGAGAGCGUGGAGAGGCAAAAUCACGGGGUGGCAAUGGCUCCAACGCCACCGGUGGCUCCGAUCGUGGAGGACUGCAUGAAGCGUUGAUUGUUUCGAGCUCGUCUGAAACGGCAUCUUUGAAUGACUUCAAGCUGUGUGUCGUAACUACGUAAUCGUUAUUGUUAGUGUAUCCUAAUAAUGCGAAAGGCUGAUGUGAGUUUACUUAUACUG